Messenger RNA from Dendroctonus ponderosae (mountain pine beetle), 588 nucleotides. RefSeq names its product 60S ribosomal protein L23 (gene RpL23). Bases 90 to 512 code for a protein of 140 amino acids. The record is from RefSeq and is a predicted model, not a curated record. Gene Ontology annotation, cellular component: ribosome; cytosolic large ribosomal subunit. The transcript has 3 exons. Lineage: Eukaryota; Metazoa; Arthropoda; Insecta; Coleoptera; Curculionidae. Gene Ontology annotation, biological process: translation. Gene Ontology annotation, molecular function: large ribosomal subunit rRNA binding; structural constituent of ribosome.
GGACUUUUGCUUCGUUUUCGACAGUAGUGAUUGAUUGACAUUCUAGAAUUCAAUUUCACGCCAACUUCACUCUCUUUCAGAAAACAAAAAUGUCGAAGAGAGGACGUGGUGGUUCCGCGGGAGCAAAGUUCCGAAUUUCCCUGGCUUUGCCAGUAGGAGCUGUAAUUAAUUGCGCCGAUAACACUGGAGCCAAAAAUUUAUAUGUAAUCGCCGUUCAGGGAAUUGGUGGUCGAUUGAAUCGACUACCAGCGGCUGGUUCAGGUGACAUGCUCGUUGCCACCGUGAAGAAGGGAAAGCCAGAACUCCGGAAAAAGGUCAUGCCUGCAGUCGUCAUCCGGCAGCGCAAGCCAUUCCGCAGGAAGGAUGGUGUUUUCAUUUACUUCGAGGACAACGCUGGGGUGAUAGUCAAUGCAAAGGGCGAGAUGAAAGGAUCAGCUAUUACCGGACCAGUUGCUAAAGAAUGCGCAGAUCUUUGGCCUAGGAUAGCGUCGAAUGCUAGUAGCAUUGCUUAAGGCGCUUGUAAAUGAAAAAAUGUUACGUGCAUUUAUUUAAAUUAAUAAAAGCAGUAACGUUAUUUUUUUUGUCUAA